CUCAUAAGUGCUUUAAAGGAACAAUUCCUCCUUCAGAUCAAUAUAUCAAGAUUUGUCUUUUGUUUUGCUUCAUUCUACAUCCCUUCAUUUUAGUUACUUCUUAUUCUUUGUCUUUUCUUCCAAAACCGAUGUCAAACAUAAUUUCACUACUGACUUUCCUCAUUUGCAUAGGUUUGCCAUUCGAUAUUUGAAUUGAAAAUUAUUAUUAGAUUGUUGAAUUGAAUAACCGGGAAUUUAUGAUUUAAUCAUUCUGAUAGAUCACAUUCUGAUUAUGAAGCAACUUACUUUAAAUGUCCAUAUCAAUAAUAACGUUAUUAUCGUUUAUUGUGAUUACUUCCCUUUGAAAAAUAAUGAAAGUGGUGAAUUUGGUCUCGAAGACCAGUAUGGCGUACCGUGCUUGUUGCUAAAAUUCUCAGCGCAAUUAUACAACUUCAACAUAAAUGGUACACGUAUUGCAACUAAGGUACCCGAAUUAACAUCACCAAAAGUGAAAUUGAGUGGAUACUGUGCCGGCAGUAACGGGAACAGCAGUAAGGCAGAAUUUAAGGCAAACUGGAAAAAGGGGAGACGUAGGAAGCAACUUACCUUGUACUUCGGAGUGGCUCACGUUAAAGAUCCAGUAAAUCAACUGGAAGUGCUUCGGUGGCAGUUGAAGAUGGUCUCCUACUCUGAAUCCUAUUCCAGACAUUCGGUCGAAUUUUCGUCGGAAGAAGUGAUGAUGAGUGCUCCGUUGAAGCAGAAAUUCAUAUGUCACGAUAAAUUAAAUUUAACACUGACCAAUAAGCAUUUCAAGGAUUAUAUCCUCGAACUGAAUCCAGAAAUUAGUGCGCAACCGUAUUACGUCAUCGGCAAGCAUCCAAAUUUAUUCAUUUGUGGCAGUACACGACGACGAACGCUAGCGAAAAGUUUCGAGAGUCGGAUGACAAUUUUUUCUGGAAUAGUCCUUUGCAUAACAUCGGUUUCGCUGAUGGUUGGGUACAGUUUCCACAGACAGUCACAUCCCACUAGAAAGAAACUUUAUGAAUCACUCACUUAGUUCUUUUU
Loa loa (African eye worm) is the source of this 1044-nucleotide messenger RNA. RefSeq names its product UNC-46 protein. The transcript has 6 exons. Lineage: Eukaryota; Metazoa; Nematoda; Chromadorea; Rhabditida; Onchocercidae. The record is from RefSeq and is a predicted model, not a curated record. The coding region runs from base 272 to 1036 and encodes 254 amino acids.